CCUCUGCAAAAAUGGCAGCCACGAAAGCGUUUGCAAAAAUCCCCCGGCUGAAAAGAUCCCCCGUUGGACAGAAGCUCCUGGCGGGAUCCUUCGCUCCUUUCUCGGCAUGGACAGAAGAUCUCCUUCAAAACAUGGACCAGCGGGAAGCUUGGGAUCGCUUCUACGCCCAGAGGGAGAGAAACGGAUCUCCCCGUCCGUUCGACUGGUUCUUUGGCUACAAAGAGAUCUCAACGCUUCUCGGCUCUGUUCUUGGGAGACUGACCCCUGGCCGGCUCCGGGUCUUAGACGUCGGCUGCGGCACGUCGUCCUUGGGCUUGGAGCUCUACCGACGCUGGCCCGUCCAACUUCACGUCUCUUGCCUGGACUUUUCCUCCGCAGCCGUUCAGUGUCUCUCUCGGAUGCGGCGGGAGAGCCCCCCGCCGCGCCACCCGCUCUCCAAACUGGAAUGCUACCUGGGCGACGCCACCGAGCUGUCCCGCCUCUUUGCUUCGGGGUCUUUCCACUUGGUUUUCGACAAAGGGACCUGCGAUUCGGUCCUGCGGGGAUGCCCGCAGCGAGCGAGACGCUUAGUGUCCGAGUGUCUACAAGCCCUGAGGCCGGAAGGAUGUCUCGUCCAGAUCUCCGACGAGGAUCCGGACGCCAGGGUGCCGUUCCUGGAAACGGCCGGCGAGGCCAACAUCAGCAUCAGGGAGAUCACCAACGUUAGCGGCAUCUCGUAUUAUGCUUACAUGCUCAGCCCAAAAUGUUCUGACCCAGUUCCCCAAACACAACAGACCCCCGGGAAGUGAAGUCAAAAGAUUCCUAUAGUAGGAGUGCCGGCAGCCCCGGCAAAAAAUUCUCACCGCAGGCUAACAAGUCCGUCUGUCUGGAAGAUGAAUAGUUGUCUGUCACACCUAUUCAUUUUCGCACCUUACCUUUUAUCCCCAGGGGCUUUGCUAGCAGUGGUGGCUCUUCCGUCCCAAGGACCGGCCCAUAGAUUUCCACUGCUCUCCUCUCCUCUGCUUUCUAUGUGCCAGGCACUGGACGCAGCUAUUCCUCCUCUUCCUCAUCAGCCAUAACCAGACCUGGGGGCUGUUGACUCUCCAUCCGAGGGAUGACGGAUGGUCCAGGCUCCGCCCCUCUCUCUCUCUCUCUCUCUCUGCCUACUCCAUUCCCUCUUUCCCCUCGGAGCUCUCAAGUUGCCUUAAUGCUGACCCUGACUCCGAUGCCUCCUUGUCUUGAUUCGGCUGUUGGAGCGGCCGGCGGCCAACAGGCCACAACACAAGAGCUCCAGACCCAUCACACAGGGGGCAGCCCUCCGAGGAAUCCAUCAUCGAGGGAGAUCUAACGACAGACGUAACUACCACACCCUUCAUCAUACACUCCAGUCGUUUAGAGGUGGUUGUUUUCUCGAUCUGGACUCUCGGAUGCCGCGAAGCAAAGCCUCAAA
Messenger RNA from Pseudonaja textilis, 1429 nucleotides. RefSeq names its product citrate synthase lysine methyltransferase (gene CSKMT). The record is from RefSeq and is a predicted model, not a curated record. NCBI's taxonomy places the organism in Eukaryota, Metazoa, Chordata, Lepidosauria, Squamata, Elapidae.